AUGCUUCUGAGCUUCAUAGUGCACGUCUUGACAGGCGUUUUCGGCUACCUCGACCUCGGCAGCCGUGCAACCGUCUCCGCUCUGCUGCUGUACGACCCAGUGAAGGAGCCGGCGGCGAUGGUGGCGUACGUUGGCGUGCUGGUGGAGCUGUGCGCCUCCUGCCCGCUUUCUUGUUCUCAUCCCCCGCAACUCCCUCAACCACAGCUUCGGGUGGGACCCCGACAGGCUGCCGUUUUGGAGGCACUGCAUCUUCGUCGUUGGCCUCGCGGCUACCUCGCUGCUCUGCGGCCUCUUCACCCCAAAGGUCAACACGGUGUUUGGCCUCGUUGGUGCGCUGGACGGCGCUGUGCGUGGGAGGGCGGCCUUCUUGCUUUGCCCCUCCGGCAACGGGGCGGGAGACGGAAGCGGGGCGCAGGCGCCGUGGGCACGAGCAAAAGGGCACACGCGAGUGCGGAUGCCGCCCCCCACCUUGCCACUCUCAAACUUUGGGGCAGCAAUAGCAGCCGUCCUUCCUCCGGUUUUCUUUUUGAAUUAUCGAACCUUGUGCCGCGUGGGAAGCGCCCCUCCACCAGCGCUGUUGACAUGACUGGGCCUGCGAAGCGCGUAAACUAG
Molecule: messenger RNA, 612 nt
Organism: Trypanosoma conorhini
Lineage: Eukaryota; Euglenozoa; Kinetoplastea; Trypanosomatida; Trypanosomatidae
Product: amino acid transporter
Exons: 1
Coding region: 1-612 (203 amino acids)
Source: RefSeq, a predicted model, not a curated record